Messenger RNA from Symsagittifera roscoffensis, 378 nucleotides. RefSeq names its product large ribosomal subunit protein uL29-like. The record is from RefSeq and is a predicted model, not a curated record. Gene Ontology annotation, molecular function: mRNA binding; structural constituent of ribosome. Bases 1 to 378 code for a protein of 125 amino acids. Gene Ontology annotation, biological process: translation; maturation of LSU-rRNA from tricistronic rRNA transcript (SSU-rRNA, 5.8S rRNA, LSU-rRNA). The transcript has a single exon. Gene Ontology annotation, cellular component: ribosome; cytosolic large ribosomal subunit. Lineage: Eukaryota; Metazoa; Xenacoelomorpha; Acoela; Convolutidae.
AUGUCUCAAAAGAAACUUACCACAGUCGGCAUGCGUGCCCUGGGCAAAACUGAGCUCAAAACAGAGCUGGACAAUCUGAAAGAAGAAUUGCAACAGUUGAGAACGAGUCAAGUAACCGGCGGAGUCCAGAGCAAGUUGGCCAAGAUCAAGACUGUCCGAAAACAGAUCGCCAGGAUUUUGACGAUUAUGACUGACAAGCAGAAGCGAGCUGUGGCGCAACAGUAUGCCGGAAAAAAACUGAUUCCAUUGGAUCUGAGACCGAAACUGACCCGAGCAAAGAGGCGAGCUCUUACCAAGAAGGAGUUGUCGAUUAAGACUAAGAAACAGAUGAAGAAAGACAAGAACCGACCUCGUCUCACUUGCGUCUACAAACCAUAA